AUGUACGAUAGCAGAGGUGUCGCAUUGCAUUCUGAACUAAUUCAUAGAUGGAAUCACGCUUUUUCCAUAUUGUCCAUUGUUGCAUUUCCAAAAAAAAGAUUGCUGUUUGCCGGUAGCCAGGACUCUAAAAUUUUGGUGUUUGAUCUUCCCACGUAUAAUCUAAUACAUACCAUUAGAUUAGGCGAAUCGCAAGAAGAGACGCAUACCAGGUCUUCGGUAUUGUGCUUGGCAAGAUCAGAAGAUGAAAACUUUUUAUUUUCAGGCGGUGCAGAUUCUUUAGUGAGGAUUUGGUCCAUUGGCGAAAAGACCAUUAGAGAUGACUUCCUACCUGUUACUGAAAUAGCCACUGUUUACUCAGUGACCGAUAUUGGUGAUAUUUUUUCAUUGGCGUAUUUGGAUUCGUUGGAAACUAUUGUGUUUGGCUGCCAAAAUGCAAGCUUACUCUAUGUUGAGAACUUGAUUCAGAAAAUUGAGAAAAAAUCUUCUGAUAGAGUAGAAAAUAUCAAUAGAUUACCACAUAGAAGAUAUGAUAAGUUUUUUGAUUCGCUGGGCCCCACCGGGUGUAGUUCGAAUUCAUUAUCUCAAACUUCAUUGACCUUUCUACAGGAAAACUGUGGCGCUGCCAUCAUAGAGGUUCCCUCCGAAAACAUUAUUAAAUAUGCACAUUACGGGUUUGUUUAUUCUAUUAACAAACUGUGUCCCAGGUUUAACCAACUAUUGGAAAAGAGUUCCCAGACUUCUGGUGCAGAACACAUAAUUUCGUCUGCCGGUGAUGGGAUAAGCAAGCUCUGGGAGUUUUCUAAAGAUAAACAGCACAACACUGUUAAAAUCUCUCUGAUUAACGAUAAAAUCGACAAUGAAGAUAGUGUCAUAUCUCAAACCAUCGAGUUCCCAUUUUUAUAUUGCGGGUUAACUGAUGGGAUUAUAAAAAUCUGGGACUUAAAUACGCAGCAACUAAUCUCUACCCUGAAAACAAAGCAUGAAUCAGAUGUAAUUUCAAUAUCGGUUUAUAUGGACCAUGUAUUUGCUAUUGAUGAAUCAGGUAUCACACAUUUUUACCAGAACCAAGUUAAUCAUUGGAACCCACAGCAAGGCAAAAUAUUGAGCUCAGAGAUCUUCAGUAAAUCGAUUGCUGGAUCUGUUAGUUUGUUAACGGGAGGUAGUGAUGGAUCAUUGACCCUCUGGGAUAUAACAUCGUUGUUAUCUGCAGUACCUCUCUCAAGCAACACACCUAUCAAUGCAUCAUCUACACUAGAAACCACCAAUUCAUGGGCUGCUUAUCAGCCUGCCUCUUUAAAUAAUGAGGAGAUGUUAAACACUCUGAGAGAACUCAUUUCUUUCCAGACAGUGUCUCAGUGUAAAGAUACUGCUAAUACCUUGUCAUUGAGGCGUUGUGCAAUCUACUUGCAGCAAUUAUUCUUGAAGUUCGGAGCUACGAACUCCCAAUUAUUCCCACUACCUGACGGCGGCAAUCCUGUCGUAUUUGCAUAUUUUCAAGGGAAUGGGAAAGUUUCGCAGGUUAAAAGUGCUAAGAAAAAGCGAAUUUUAUGGUAUGGACAUUAUGACGUUAUAUCAUCCGGAAAUACAUUCAACUGGAAUACCAACCCAUUCACUUUAACUUGUGAGAACGGAUACCUAAAAGGUCGUGGGGUAUCAGAUAAUAAAGGACCAUUGGUGAGCGCUAUUCAUAGUGUAGCGUAUUUGUUUCAACGGGGAGAACUAGUGAACGAUGUUGUAUUUUUAGUGGAGGGAAGCGAAGAGAUUGGAUCUGCUAGUUUGAGGCAAGUUUGCGAAAAGUACCAUGAUAUUAUUGGGAAAGAUAUUGACUGGAUUUUAUUAAGUAAUUCUACAUGGGUUGAUCAAGAACAUCCGUGUUUGAAUUAUGGAUUGAGAGGCGUUAUUAAUGCGCAAGUAAAAGUCUGGAGCGACAGGCCCGAUGGACAUUCUGGUCUUAAUGGUGGUGUUUAUGAUGAACCUAUGGUUAAUCUAAUGAAAAUUGUAUCCAAACUACAAAAUGACCGAAAUGAAAUUCUGAUUCCAAAUUUUUAUUCUCCGUUGAAGGAUUUGACUGAAGAAGAAUAUCAAAGAUUUCAGAAAAUCACUAAGCUUGCCAAUAUCGACGAAAGUACUACUGUUCAGGAUUUAAUUACUAACUGGACUAAGCCUUCGUUAUCCAUGACAACCGUUAAGUUUAGUGGUCCUGGUAACAUUACGGUUAUACCCAAAAGUGUCACCAUGGGCAUUUCCAUCAGGUUAGUCCCUGAGCAAAGCGUUGAACAGGUCAAGAAAGAUCUCAAAGUAUAUUUAGAAGAAAGCUUCAAGCAAUUAAACACUCAAAACCACCUAGAAAUCAAGGUUUUGAAUGAAGCAGAAGGUUGGUUAGGUGACCCAACAAAUCAUGCAUACCAAAUAUUAAAGGAUGAAAUCACCGCUGCUUGGGACGUAGAACCAUUGCUAGUGAGAGAAGGAGGUUCUAUUUCCUGUUUGAGAAUGUUGGAAAGAACAUUCGAUGCACCAGCGGUUCAAAUACCAUGUGGUCAAUCAACUGACAAUGGACAUUUAGCUAAUGAAAAUCUCAGAAUCAAAAAUUGGUCCAACUUAACUGAGAUAUUGUCUAAAGUCUUUAAUAAGUUAUAA
Saccharomyces paradoxus is the source of this 2637-nucleotide messenger RNA. RefSeq names its product glutamine amidotransferase subunit DUG2 (gene DUG2). Lineage: Eukaryota; Fungi; Ascomycota; Saccharomycetes; Saccharomycetales; Saccharomycetaceae. Gene Ontology annotation, biological process: glutathione catabolic process; proteolysis. The coding region runs from base 1 to 2637 and encodes 878 amino acids. The record is from RefSeq and is a predicted model, not a curated record. The transcript has a single exon. Gene Ontology annotation, molecular function: peptidase activity; protein binding.